Drosophila subpulchrella is the source of this 900-nucleotide messenger RNA. RefSeq lists its product as uncharacterized. Lineage: Eukaryota; Metazoa; Arthropoda; Insecta; Diptera; Drosophilidae. The record is from RefSeq and is a predicted model, not a curated record. Bases 1 to 900 code for a protein of 299 amino acids. The transcript is spliced from 3 exons.
AUGCUGCUGUGUCGCAUUGUGCUGGCGCUGCUGAUGCUGGUGCUGCUGCACUACUGCCAGGCGGAGGAGCUGCCACAGGUCUCCCUGGCGGAGUCCCUGGCCAGAUCUGCGGGAUCGGCGGUGUCCAGCCUUCUCCAGAGCGACCCCUUCAUCGCGCGCAACCAGCGGCAGUGCUUCGAGACCCGCAGCCUGGUGGCCUGCAUCAAGUACAAGGCCAGCAAGCUCGUCUGGAAGCUGGCCACCAACAGCCUGGGCUUCUUCCCCAGCGAGUACGGACGCGACCUGGCCGCGGACAAGGGCCGCUGGCUGAGAUUGGUCCAGCUGGGAGAACCCGCCGACGAGGUGGUCGUGUUCAACGACGCCAAGAGCUUGGAAGGUGACAGCGAGCUGACGCUGGUUCUCAAGUUCCUGAAGAGGGCGGUGGAGACCUUUGGGCGCAACCAUGGACUGCAGCUGAGGCUGAAUGGCGAGAGCGGGGCGCGGGUCCUGGAGGAAUCUGAGGCCCGAUUGGGUCGCAAGAAGAAGAAGUGGCUCGUCAUCCUGCCACUCAUCAUCCUGCUGAAGAUCGCCCACCUGAAGAUGGCCCUGGUGAGCAUGCUGACGGUCGUGCUGGGCAUGAACGUGCUGCUGGUGGGCGGCGUGGGCUGGCUGAUCCACUACCUCAAGUACAAGACCAUGUGCAAGAUCCACCCGCACCUGGUGCAAACGCACUCGCACGUGUACGAGUCGGAGCCCUCGGACUACUCCCAGUUCGUGGGCAGCAGCAGCUACAAUCCCUACAGCUCCGGGUCCGGGGCUAACCACGAGCUGGGGGCCAACAGCUUCAGCAAGGACUGGGCCACGAGUAAGGCCUACCACGGCCACAACCACCUGGACACGAUCAGCAAGCGACUGCAGUAG